Molecule: messenger RNA, 1929 nt
Organism: Coturnix japonica (Japanese quail)
Lineage: Eukaryota; Metazoa; Chordata; Aves; Galliformes; Phasianidae
Gene: PIGS
Product: phosphatidylinositol glycan anchor biosynthesis class S
Biological process (GO): attachment of GPI anchor to protein
Cellular component (GO): GPI-anchor transamidase complex
Source: RefSeq, a predicted model, not a curated record
UUGGCUGAGCUGGGCAUAAGCCCCGCCCACUCGGUGGGGCAGGAAGACAAGAUGGCGGCGGCGGCGGCGGCGAUGGCGGCGGAUGAAGCAGAGCGAUCCCGGGGCCGCCGUGCCGCUCUGUCCUUCGCCGCCAUCGCCGUGCUGCUGGGGCUGCCGCUGUGGUGGAAGACAACGGAGACGUACCGGGCUGCGCUGCCCUAUGGGGACAUCAAGGCGCUGGGCCGGCUGCCGUUCCAGGUUGCCGCCAGCAUCUCGGUGGUGUUCCUGCCGGGAUCCGUGCCCGUUGAUCUGCCCCGGCCGCUGCCGUAUGGGGACGUGUGGGAGGAGCGGGUGGACGGCAGCUCACGAUCCGAUGUCACGUCCCGCACCGAGGUGACCUAUCGCAGCACCACGGCGAGGGAGAACGCGGCGCUGGGAGCGGCCACAGCACGAGAGGCUGACGCUGCUCUGCACGCACUGCAGGACUCUCCACCAGGCUCCCUGACUGUGUAUGUGGUUCCUGAAGCCUCGUCUCUCCUGCCUCAGGGUAUCAAUGUCUACGUGGGGAAGCACCGCAGCGCCCUGCUGAGGGCUGGGCAGGGCCUGGCCACGCUCCAUGCCCGCCUCCAGCAGCUCAUGCAGGUGAUGUCUUUCACGGCCAGCUCCAUCUCUGCUGCCCUCUCAGACCGUGUUCCUGAUGGUCAGCUCGGCCCCGACGCCUGGAGGCACUUAAAAUCCAGCCUGGGGUAUGAAAUCACCUUCAGCCUGCUCAACCCUGACCCCAAGUCGCAUGAUGUGGACUGGGACAUCGAGGGUGCUGUGAAUCACUACGUGCAGCCCGUCCUGGACAAACUGAACAUUGUGGCCAACUUCUCUGUCGACUCCCAGAUCUUGUACUAUGCUGUUCUUGGAGUAACUCCACGCUUUGACAAGGAAUCCUCCAGCUUCAUCCUGAGUGCACACAGCCUCCCACAUGUCAUCAACCCUGUGGAGGCCCGGCUGGGUUCCAGUGCUGCCUCGCUCUACCCUGUGCUGAACUUCUUGCUGUAUGUGCCCGAGCGCUCCCACUCCCCACUCUACAUCCAGGAUAAGGAUGGAGCCCCAGUGGCUACCAAUGCCUUCCACAGCCCCCGCUGGGGUGGCAUCAUGAUUUACAACGUUGAAGUCCCUGCUUCCCCCCAAACCUCCCUCCCACUGCACGUGGAUGUGGACAUGGUGAGAGUGAUGGAGGUUUUCCUGGCCCAGCUCCGGUUAUUAUUUGGGAUCUCUCGGGAGGAGCUGCCCCCUGAAUUCCUGGUGGAGAGCCCAGGGAAUGAAGGAGUGGCCGAUUGGGAGCUGGACCGCCUGCUUUGGGCCCAUACAUUGGAGAAUAUUGCCACUGUGUCCACCACCUUGACCUCACUGGCGCAGCUGCUGGACCAGAUCAGUAACAUCGUCAUCAAAGACGACGUCGCCUCCGAGGUAUACCGAGCGGUGGCUGCAGUGCAGGAUGCCGUGGCAGAGCUGGCUGAAGGCCGCCUGCAUUCAGCUUUCCAGGCCAGCAAGGAAGCUGUCACCUGCUCGGAGCGGGCGUUCUUUGACCCUUCUCUUCUCCAUCUUCUUUACUUCCCGGAUGAUCAGAAAUUUGCCAUCUAUAUCCCUCUUUUCCUGCCCAUGGCUGUCCCAAUCCUCCUCUCCCUGGGUAAGAUGCUCCGAGAAGCCAGGCAGAGCAAGAAGGAGCCCACCAAGAUGGACUGAGCCCAUAUACGGUGCCUUGCCUUGGGGCUGGGACCUCAUAGAGUGCAUUGCAUCACGGUGCAGGCAGGUGCUCACAGAGUCUUGCACCCUCCACUCAGAACUGCUGCUUUACCCCCCUCUUUAUUGAGACUUGAGGGGAGGGAGGGUGACCUGCAUGCACCCCACAGCCCCGUGCUGUGUUCAUGUGUAAAUAAAGAGCUGCCCUGCCCAAUC